GUUAUUGCUCUCUAAUUCUGCAAUUCAAAAAUUUAAAUCUUAGCGGGAGAUAUUCUUCUUUUUUAUUUAUCAUAUAUUUUAUUACACUCUUUAAACGUGAUUUUAUACUUUAUUUUCAAUCGUAUUAAUGGAGCAUUUCGAUGACUCAAAUGUGACUGAUGAUUUCAUAGCAAAACAGUUUUAUGGACCUACACUUCAUGCCUCUAGACGGAACUGGAGUGAAUCCAUUUUACAUUUGCGAAAGAUUCAUAGGGAAUUGCAAUCUAAACCCAUUCCAUCAGUCUUUAAAUCUAGAUUAGAGGGGCCAUCUACUUCAUGGAAAGUUUUUAAACGUUUAAGUUUGGCUGCUUCUUUUGCUGAUUCUGGCACAAAAGAUUGUAUGAUUUUUUCUUUUGAAGAACGUAAUGCAGAUCAUACUGGUCAGAGAUUAUUUCUUGUUACUCAUCCAUAUCAUUUGUGGUUAAAUUAUAAGUCUCGACCAUCUGAUGAGCGAUGUACUUAUGAAGUUAUCAGAGAGAAUUUUCCUUGUAAGCUUUACUUUGAUUUAGAAUUUAACAAAAUUUUAAAUCCAGCGAAAGAUGGCAAUGAUAUGACAAAACUUUUUAUCCAGUGUGUCACUGCAGAAAUGUCGAAUGUUCAUGGUAUACAUCUACAGGAAUCAAACUUCUUAUGGCUUGACGCUAGCACUGAUACUAAGUUUAGCUCUCACUUGAUUGUGCAAACACCUGGUGCAGUUUUUCAAAACAAUGUUAUUGCAGGUUCUUUUGUGUCAUCUUUGUCUCACAAAAUAAUAUCCAAAAUAGCAAGCAGUGCCGAUUCUGAUCAAUUAUGGCCAUCGAGUAGUCAAUUGAAAUCACUAAUUAUUCUGAAGGCAGAUGAAAAGAAAUCAUUUUUCUGGGAUUCAAGUGUCUAUACAAAAAAUCGAAAUUUUCGAUUAUUCUUGUCCACAAAGCUUGGCAAAAGGGCUCCUUUAGUGGUAUCAAAAUAUAAUCAGUAUGUGCCAGCUAAAGAUGUAACACGAAGAGAGUUUGAGGAACUAAUGUUCUGUGAUUCCCUUGUUACAUAUUUCAGGAAAAACGUACAGAAUUUACGAGUUUUGUCCAGUUCAGAUAGUUUCAUGAUGGAAGCUUCUUCAAGAGAAGGCCUUUCAUUUAAAUCUCGAAGCAGUAAUUUUGGAUUAUCAAACAAUGGCCCAUCUCCUUUCCCUGAAAUUGAUGAUUUUGUUUUGAGUCAAGUAAAUGAUCAUAGAAUAACAGGUUUUAUUCGUAAAUGGUCUUACAUUGAAAAAGAAGAAAUUUUAGUUUAUGAGAUAGGAAACUACAGGUAUUGCUCUAAUAUUGGUCGCCAUCAUAAAAGUAAUAAUAUAAUGCUGAUUGUUGAUUUAAGAAAAAAACACUAUUACCAAAAGUGCCAUGAUCCUGAAUGCCGAGCUGAAAAUUACAAAUCAGUCGCUAUAUCACUUCCUUUAUCAUUGUAUCUACCUGAAGACUUCUUUGACGUGGAAUGUUUUUCACAAUUAAAAUCGGAACAAACUGAAACAUUAUCAAAUUCAGAGAAUAGUGAAAAGAAAGAAGAUAGGAAAGUUGAAAAUUUCAAUGAUAUAUUGGUUGAAGAUUCGUUUUUUGAAGACAGUUUCCCUUUCACUCAGUUAAAUCCAGCUAUUAAGGAGGAUUCAGUUAACACUGAAACUUAUGCACCAGUUCAACAUGUUAUGGAGGAUUCAAACUCAUUACAAGAUAUAAAUUUUGAUGAUGCUUCAAUAAAUGAUUUUGAAAGUGAUGAUAUGACAGAAAGAACUGAUUCCAAAGCACCGGAAAAUAACAAUGUCUAUCUUAAUAGCGCCAUUGAUGAAAAUUUUUUUAAUGAAGAUACAAAUGAAUUAUCUAAGGAAAAUUCAAAUUCAGAUUUAACCUCUGAUGAAGAUGAAAUCAUAACGGCUGAAGCAGCUGCGAUGUUAGAAUGCUCAUUUACUUGUGAAGACAUCAUGUCAGAAGAAACCAUAUUUUAAAUAUUUAUUCAAUUUAUGAUGAAAAGUAUAGGAAUUAAUAUUCAGCCGAAUGAGAACAUAGCACAAUUAUAUGUUUUUAAAUGACUGAAAAUAAUACCAUUCAAUUUUAUGUACUUAAUAUAUUG
Messenger RNA from Parasteatoda tepidariorum (common house spider), 2133 nucleotides. RefSeq names its product DNA-directed primase/polymerase protein. Lineage: Eukaryota; Metazoa; Arthropoda; Arachnida; Araneae; Theridiidae. Gene Ontology annotation, molecular function: DNA-directed DNA polymerase activity; chromatin binding. Gene Ontology annotation, cellular component: nucleus; mitochondrial matrix. Gene Ontology annotation, biological process: replication fork processing; mitochondrial DNA replication; response to UV. The record is from RefSeq and is a predicted model, not a curated record.